Messenger RNA from Panicum hallii, 951 nucleotides. Its product is annotated as agamous-like MADS-box protein AGL62. The record is from RefSeq and is a predicted model, not a curated record. The coding region runs from base 199 to 786 and encodes 195 amino acids. Gene Ontology annotation, molecular function: DNA-binding transcription factor activity, RNA polymerase II-specific; protein dimerization activity; RNA polymerase II cis-regulatory region sequence-specific DNA binding. The transcript has a single exon. NCBI's taxonomy places the organism in Eukaryota, Viridiplantae, Streptophyta, Magnoliopsida, Poales, Poaceae. Gene Ontology annotation, biological process: regulation of transcription by RNA polymerase II.
ACGCAGUCUCGACCUCUGCCGCCGCCUCUCCCGACCCCUACCGUGGCACACUCGAAUUUACCACUUCGAGUAUAUUUUUUUGGCAGCUCGCCUCUACUUAUAGACCCGGGCCUCCCUCCUGCCAUGGCAUUGCCAUCCUUGUCCUUGGUCUCCAUCGAAGCAGAGAGGUAGCUCCAAGCAGAGCAGCGGCCGCUGGCAAUGACGAUGGUGAAGCCGGGCAAGAAGACGAGCAAGGGGCGGCAGAAAAUCGAGAUCCGCCGCAUCGAGGACAAGGAGAAACGCCAUGUCACGCUGUGCAAGCGCAAGGGCGGGAUUUUCAAGAAGUGCUCCGAGCUCCAGCUCCUCUGCGGCGCGCACGUCGCCGUCGCCAUCUUCUCCAAGAAAGAGGAGCAGCCCCAGCCUCCGACGGCGGGCGGCAGGCCCUCCCGCGGCGGCAACGUGUUCGCCAUGGGCACGCCCUCCGACGACCACGUCCUCCGCCGCUUCGCCCCGCUCCCCGGCGACGAGGUGGGCCUCCUCCUCCCCGCGGGCGCCGACGAGGAGGCAGAGGCGCUCGUGAAGGCGGAGAAGGAUUGGAUGAGGGCCGUCGGGGAGAAGGUGCAGCAGGCCGCGGAGGCGGCCGGAAAGCCGUUCUGGUGGGAGGCCGACGUCGAGGCGCUCGGGGAGGCGGAGCUGCCAGAGUUCGCCAGGGCGCUGCAGCGGAUCAGGGAGAUCGUGCAACGCGAAGCAGACAAGCUGCGGACCUCUGCUCCGCCGGCGGUUGCGCCGGCGGCGUGGCAUCCGUAGGGCCGGAGUAGGGGCAGUCGCAUUAAUUGCUGGGUAAUUCGAUUCAAUUACGGAGCCUCUUUGCUAGCUUAAAAUGUUUUAUUUACGUGCUGAGUAAUAGUACUACUCAGGUUAGCUAGCUUAUGGGUUAGUAUUACUGCUCGGGUGCACUACAUUACAUACGUA